AUGGCACGAUCUCUGGAGACAUACGACUUACUCUCGUUUGACUGCUACGGUACUCUCGUCGACUGGGAGGGCGGAAUAGUCCAAGGCUUAAAACCAUUGCUUGAUCGCUUAGACAAGCAACAUCCCUUAAAAGAUGACAAGAUCGCAAUCUUGCAACGUUACAAGCAUCACGAAGGUCGCAUUCAGGAAGCAUUCCCAACUCUGAAAUACGCAUCGAUAUUAUCCAAGGUCUACGAAGAAUUGGCCUCUGAAUGGGACCUCAGAGAAACAAUCACCGACAACGAGAGUGUAGCGUUUGGGGCCAGUAUCGGAUCCUGGCCUGCGUUCCCCGAUACUCUGCCAGCGCUACGCGAACUUCAGAACCAUUUCAAGCUGGUCAUCCUGUCCAACGUUGACAAGGAAUCAUUCAGCAAGACGCUUACUGGUCCGCUGGGAGGUUUCAAAUUCGAUGCCACCUACAUUGCCGAAGAAAUCGGAUCUUACAAGCCGGACCUAAAUAACUUUCAGUAUCUCGUACAACAUUGCGAAAGAGAUCUCCAAGUUCCGAAGGAGAAGAUCUUGCAUACCGCAUAUGCUUUGGUUCAUGACCUGGUUCCGGCACAGAAGUUGGGACUGGGUACUUGCUGGAUAGAGAGGAAACCGAAUGCGAUGGGCGGGGAACUGUCGCAAGUCCAGGGUCAGCUAUCGCUAGACUUUCAGUUCAGAUCACUGGGGGAUAUGGCGGAUGCAAUACGCGAUCUCGAAUAG
This is a messenger RNA of Talaromyces amestolkiae, 747 nucleotides long. RefSeq lists its product as uncharacterized. Bases 1 to 747 code for a protein of 248 amino acids. Lineage: Eukaryota; Fungi; Ascomycota; Eurotiomycetes; Eurotiales; Trichocomaceae. The record is from RefSeq and is a predicted model, not a curated record. The transcript has a single exon.